GCGCCUGCGUAGUGUGUUGGUCGUGCUAGGAGGCGGAGCCUUUGACUAGCGCAAGUCCGGAUACAAGCGGUUUUAACCCUCCGCCUCCUUUCUUCACUGGUUGUAGCCGCCGAGACCGCCGUCCUACCGGCCCGCCGGUCUCCCCGGGAGAGAUAUGGCUCGAGGACAUCAGAAGAUUCAGUCACAGCAGAAAAACGCCAAGAAGCAAGCUGAAGCGAAGAAGAAACAGGGACACGACCAGAAAGCAGCCGCUAAAGCCGCUCUAGUCUACACCUGCCUCGUGUGUCGGACACAAAUGCCAGAUCCCAAAACCUUCAAGCAGCACUUUGAGAGCAAACAUCCGAAGGUUCCCCUCCCCCCGGAGCUGGUUGGUGUUGAAGCCUAGAAUAAAAGGGAAUGCCUUCACUGUACUGACUGUUCUCGGGUGGUUUAUCUGAAGGGGGCUCUAGAAACCACCACAUUUUUAUGCUGUUCCCUCCAUGGGGGGUUCAUACAGAGACCUCUAAAUGUACAGUUCUUUACUAAUUUGUAAAUCUCCAAGUUGGGCAAUUCUCAAAUUUUUACAGUUGUAAUUAUAUUGAUUUGAUGUCCAUAAUGUGUAUAAUUUGUUCAAUAAAAGUAGUACCUUGAUUUUAUAA
Bufo bufo (common toad) is the source of this 638-nucleotide messenger RNA. RefSeq names its product zinc finger protein 706 (gene ZNF706). The record is from RefSeq and is a predicted model, not a curated record. NCBI's taxonomy places the organism in Eukaryota, Metazoa, Chordata, Amphibia, Anura, Bufonidae. The coding region runs from base 155 to 385 and encodes 76 amino acids. The transcript is spliced from 4 exons.